AUGGCGGAGAAUUGGAAGAACUGCUUUGAGGAGGAGCUCAUCUGCCCGAUCUGCCUGCACGUCUUCGUGGAGCCGGUGCAGCUGCCGUGCAAACACAACUUCUGUCGGGGCUGCAUCGGCGAGGCGUGGGCCAAGGACAGCGGCCUGGUGCGCUGCCCGGAGUGCAACCAGGCCUACAACCAGAAGCCGGGCCUGGAGAAGAACCUGAAGCUCACCAACAUCGUGGAGAAGUUCAACGCCCUGCACGUGGAGAAGCCGCCGGCGGCGCUGCAUUGCGUGUUCUGCCGCCGCGGCCCCCCGCUGCCCGCGCAGAAGGUCUGCCUGCGCUGCGAGGCGCCCUGCUGCCAGUCCCACGUGCAGACGCACCUGCAGCAGCCCUCCACCGCCCGCGGGCACCUCCUGGUGGAGGCGGACGACGUGCGGGCCUGGAGCUGCCCGCAGCACAACGCCUACCGCCUUUACCACUGCGAAGCCGAGCAGGUGGCCGUGUGCCAGUACUGCUGCUACUACAGCGGUGCGCAUCAGGGACACUCGGUGUGCGACGUGGAGAUCCGGAGGAAUGAGAUCCGGAAGAUGCUGAUGAAGCAGCAGGACCGACUGGAGGAGCGAGAGCAGGAUAUUGAGGACCAGCUGUACAAACUUGAGUCAGACAAACGCCUGGUGGAGGAGAAGGUGAGCCAGCUGAAGGAGGAGGUGCGACUGCAGUAUGAGAAGCUGCACCAGCUGCUGGACGAGGACCUGCGGCAGACAGUGGAGGUCCUGGACAAGGCCCAGGCCAAAUUCUGCAGCGAGAACGCAGCGCAGGCGCUGCAUCUCGGGGAGCGCAUGCAGGAGGCCAAGAAGCUCCUGGGCUCCCUACAGCUACUCUUCGACAAGACAGAGGACGUCAGCUUCAUGAAGAACACCAAGUCUGUGAAAAUCCUAAUGGACAGGACCCAGACCUGCACAGGCAGCAGCCUCUCUCCCCCUAAGAUUGGCCACCUGAACUCCAAGCUCUUCCUGAACGAGGUGGCCAAGAAGGAGAAACAGCUGCGGAAGAUGCUAGAAGGCCCCUUCAGCACACCGGUGCCCUUCCUGCAGAGCGUCCCCCUGUAUCCUUGUGGCGUGAGCAGCUCUGGGGCAGAAAAGCGCAAGCACUCGACGGCCUUCCCUGAGGCCAGUUUCCUAGAGACAUCGUCGGGCCCUGUGGGCGGCCAGUAUGGGGCAGCGGGCACAGCCAGCGGCGAGGGCCAGUCAGGGCAGCCCCUGGGGCCCUGCAGCUCCACGCAGCACUUGGUGGCCCUGCCGGGCGGCGCCCAACCAGUGCACUCGAGUCCGGUGUUCCCCCCAUCGCAGUAUCCCAACGGCUCCGCCGCUCAGCAGCCCAUGCUCCCCCAGUAUGGCGGCCGCAAGAUUCUCGUCUGUUCUGUGGACAACUGUUACUGUUCUUCCGUGGCCAACCACGGCGGCCACCAGCCCUACCCCCGCUCCGGCCACUUCCCCUGGACAGUGCCCUCGCAGGAGUACUCACACCCGCUCCCGCCCACCCCCUCCGUCCCCCAGUCCCUUCCUGGCCUGGCAGUCAGAGACUGGCUCGAUGCCUCCCAGCAGCCUGGCCACCAAGAUUUCUACAGGGUGUAUGGGCAGCCGUCCACCAAACACUACGUGACGAGCUAACGCCACGCGGGCGGUGAGCACCGGGGAAUCUGCCCCCUCAGCCCCCGGUGGCUUGGGGAUGAUGCAUCCAGAGACCUGCCCCUCUACCUUCCUGUCCUCCCUCCCUCUCUCCUUCAUUUCCCCAAGUCUUUUCCUUUUGGAUUUUGUUUUGUUUAGGGCUUGUUUUGAUUUUUUUUUUUUAAUGAAUCUCCUGGACGCGGAGGUGACAGUGGGAGCUGGCCUGGGCCGGGGCUGCAGGUGGCCCCGGAGUUGGGAAAGCGUCUACCUCAAGGCGCUGAGCUCUCUCUCGCUCUCUGUCUCACCUUUUUCCCUCCCCUCCUUCCCCUUCCCACCCCUUGGCUGGAAGGAGCCUCAGCUUCCUUUACAGCCUUGAGGGGAGGGGCAGUUUCCAACUCUCCUCACCCAGCCCUGGGAGGAAGGCCCAGGUGCCCACUGGCCUGCUUCUCCUGUUGGUUUUCUUUUGGGCAGUUUGAUCACUGACUGAAUAAGGAAUGACCUGUAGAUUAUGGGGCUUUUUUUUUUUUUUUUUUUUAAACGAAGAAUGAUUUUUCCUGCUUCCUUCUCACCAUCCUCCCAGACGGAGUUCAAAGGCCACUUCUCAAGCAGCUUUCGGCACCUUCAGCCUCAGAAUGGAAUCUUAAAGACAGGAACCCCAUGUCCAGGAAAGGGGAAAAGGAACUUUGCCAAUGAUAGUGACCACAGCAAAAGCAAAUAAUAAUAAUAUUAAUAAUAAUAAAGAGAAAUAAAAGAAAUAAUAAAAUAAGAAACCAUAGCACAGCCCUUGUCGAGGUCAGCGGGAGAGGAGGGGCUGCCCAGAGUUGGGUCCUUGCCUGGGUUUUGACACAGCAACUUCCUGUAGUGAGCACUUUGUAUGAAUCGUGGACUUCCUGUUCUCAAGGCGCAGGUAUUUAUUCUGUAAUCUGUCUAGAGCACACACCGAAAUCCAACCUUCUAAUAAACAUAAUGGCGCAGUCCCA
Messenger RNA from Bubalus bubalis (water buffalo), 2633 nucleotides. RefSeq names its product tripartite motif containing 8 (gene TRIM8). The record is from RefSeq and is a predicted model, not a curated record. The coding region runs from base 1 to 1656 and encodes 551 amino acids. The transcript has 6 exons. NCBI's taxonomy places the organism in Eukaryota, Metazoa, Chordata, Mammalia, Artiodactyla, Bovidae.